ACAAGCAAAACAAUAAAAAAAAAUUAAAUUGUAUUUUUUGAAAUUUAUAUCAAACACAAAAACAAAACUGGAGUUGCCCUAUCGAUAAUGUAAAGUGGUAGCCGCAGCAAUAGCAGCUAACAAUCGGAAAUGGUGCAUAUCGAUAACUGAACCUUAGCAACUCUACAUAGCGACCAUGCAGCUGUUUAACGGAACGUUACGUUGUCUGCUUCAAGCGGCACAUCGUCCUGGAAAAUAUGCGGCUCACCUUUCUGCAGCAGCAACAGCAACGCGUGCUCCACAACAACAACAAUGGCAACGACACUAUUCCCUCUCUGCCGACCCCGCACCCAUUGCCAUGGCCUACGAAAUGUUUGAAACGCCCAAUACGGAUACGAAUAAACCGCCGCUCAUGAUAAUGCAUGGACUCUUUGGCUCCAAGCAGAAUUGGCGCAGUGUCGGUCGUGCCAUUGCCAGCAAAACCAAUCGACGCGUCUUUACGGUCGAUUUACGCAAUCAUGGCGACAGCCCGCAUGCGGACACUCACAAUUCAGCGGGAAUGACGGCGGAUAUCAAAACGUUCCUGGCCGCAAAUGGCAUCAGCAAGGUCAGCCUGUUGGGUCACAGCAUGGGCGGUCGAGCCUCCAUGCAUUUCAGCUUAUAUAACACGCAACUGGUGGAACGUCUGAUUGUGGUGGACAUAUCGCCAGUGUCCAUGCCCCGUACGCUAGAUGAAAUGAAUUCCAUUAUGCUGGGCAUGCAGGAGAUUGUGCUACCCUCGAAUAUCCCGCUGUCCGAGGCACGUCAACGGGCCAAACAACAUCUGCUCAAAACUGUGGCCGCCGACUCCGUGGACUUUAUAAUGCUGAAUCUCCGCAAGCGGCCGGAUACGGGCGAAUUCCACUGGGCUUGCAAUGUGGACGUGCUGCGCAGCAGUCUAAACGGCUUUCUCAACUAUGGACGCAACAUACACAACAAGGGACCGUUCCUGGGUCCCGCCACCUUCAUCUGUGGCAGCCACUCUCCCUACAUGAAUCCCGACGAUUGGCCUGAGGUGCUGCAUUUCUUUCCCAAUGCGAAUUUACACUGGCUGGAGACUGGACACUUGGUGCAUCUGGAGAAGCCGCAUGAUUUCAUCAAACUAACCACGGAUUUUCUAAAUAGUUAAAAAGUCCAAAAGCGACCAAUUUACAAACUUUUUGUUAAUACGGCCUUCGUUUAAAGCGAAAGAGCCAAUAAAUUUAAAUACUACUAGAA
Molecule: messenger RNA, 1236 nt
Organism: Drosophila sulfurigaster albostrigata
Lineage: Eukaryota; Metazoa; Arthropoda; Insecta; Diptera; Drosophilidae
Product: protein ABHD11
Exons: 5
Coding region: 176-1147 (323 amino acids)
Cellular component (GO): mitochondrion
Source: RefSeq, a predicted model, not a curated record